CCCUCCCUCCUCCACCGAAUCGCGUGAAUCGUCCCCAAUAAAAAAAGUAGCGCCCCAGAGCGGCCCGUCCAGGUUACAUACAGCCCGACCUGCCGGCACAUUCACCCCACCAACCCGCCCGGACACCAGACACCAGCCCCCGGCGGCCGAGCUGACAACACCCGGCGAGAGGAACCAUCGAUCGAUCGGGAAAUGACUGAUCGGGCCGGCGGCCACAGCUGAGCUCAUUAUCAGCGGCAAGUCCUCACCCCGUGAAGACCAAGGGAGACCAUCUGCCGGUCUUGCUGCACGGACGACUCCACACGUAACCCGGCAGAGGAAGGAGGGGACAUCCGCGCGCAACUGGUGGUUCCAGCCAGCGAGUAAAACCUCCCCGAACGACCACAGUAGUAUAACCACAACAGCAGGGACGGAAGUACGACGGCUCUGCCCUGGGCUAUGAAGGUGGACUCGGGCGGUGUGGACUUGAGCACCAUGGAAAGUUUGCAGCGACAGGCGAGUCGAGACCUGAGCGACGACGAUUCCGUCUCCCUGGAGCCCGGGGAGAUCCCGCCCGAGGAACUCCGGCGGCAGGUGGCCGAGGCCACGGCGGGAGACCGGCCCUUGAACCUGGAGCACCCGGGGCCGCGGCAGCCCGACCAGGCCGCCGCCAAGGAGAACGCUAGCGCGGCCGUGUCCGUGUCGGUGCCCGGGCACUUCCACCAGGGGCUCGGGGUGGACACCUCCCCGCCCGAGCUCUCCCCGGAGUCCCGAGAGCUUGCCUUCAUGCAGCAACACCUGAACGCCCAUGCCCACCAGGCCGAGUGGUCCUUCCAAGAACAGUUCAAGCAGAAACAGCGUAAAAUGCCGGCGGCGCUGGACAGCAUGAAAGUGCCGGGGCAGCGACAGGGCGACUUUGGGCAUAGUGCGCACCAGUACAUGACGGCACUUAACGAGCUAUAUGAAAUAGACGACGAUCCAAAGAGGAAAGAAUUCCUAGACAACCUCUUCACCUUCAUGCAGAAAAGAGGGACGCCGGUAAAUCGUAUCCCCAUCAUGGCCAAGCAGACCCUAGAUCUCUACCAGCUGUUCAACCUGGUGGUGGAGAGAGGGGGCCUGGUGGAGGUCAUCAACAAGAAACUCUGGCGUGAGAUCACUAAGGGUCUGAACCUGCCCUCUUCCAUCACAAGUGCUGCUUUCACCCUUAGAACACAAUACAUGAAGUACCUCUACCCUUACGAAUGUGAGACCAAGAAGUUGAGUUCCCCGCUGGAGCUCCAGGCGGCGAUCGACGGGAACCGGCGGGAGAGCCGGCGUGCCAGCUUCUCGUACCAGUAUGGCUCGGCGCCCACCAUGAUCCCCCCACAGGCCAGACUCCUCGCCACCGGCAACGGGACACCGCACAGCGCUUCUGAUGACGAGGUGGCAGUGAUCUCCCCACACCACCACCAUCACCUGGGCAGCCCUGUGUCCGCGCUCGCCAGCCUGGCCAAUCACACGUCAGCGCUGGAGCAGCUCAGAAGAGAAGCCCUCGCCGACGGUGAACCCCAGGCCAAGAGACUGGCAGCCGCCAUUGAGAGAGCAACAGACUAUAUGUUUGCUGCAGAGAGAGCAGAGCAGCAGCAGCAGCAGCAGCAACGGGAGCGGGUACAGCAGGAGCUGCAGCAACGCGAACGGGAACAGCGCGAACGGGAACAGCACCACCACCACCUCCAGCAGAGGAUAGCUGUCCCCCAGCUGCCCGCUGCUAACAUCAAGAUAGGGUCACUAGAUAAUUCUGACAACAAAAGUCUGAUACUGGACAUGUCCAGCAGUAACGCCAUUGGUGUGAGCAUCGAACUGAACGGCGUGCUGUACCAGGGCGUGCUGUACGCCAGAAACGCUGUCCCCACGCUCUCCCCACACGAGCCCGGGCCGCAGAGCGCUGCCAGCAUCCCCCGCUCCAAUGCGGUGUGAGACCCACUUUGGUGGGAGACCCUACCUUGCACUGCCCCUUUACUGUGCAGGCUGUGGCAGAGGUUUGUGACCCUCCGAAAAAAUUUAAAAAUAUUGUUAUCUGGAAUGUGUAUAGUUUAAAGAAAGUAGAUUCUGUCAUUAUAGUUCCAGUAUAAAUCUAUCCACAAUGUCAUUAUUUGUAAUAUUUGAUAUUACAAAGGAAUUGUUGUCUUUCCCUUUUUUUAAGGUGGCGUACAUGUAUGUACAGGAAAGGGACAACUUUCAGUAUACUACAUGUCCAUAAGUAUGUCAAUAAACUCAAUACCAUGGCCCAGAAACAAAGUUGAUCAAAGUGCUUACAUGUGUGUAAGAUAAAUUUCUAAAAAGAGCCAAACUGUUGCCACAUCCUGCACACUCAUGCCAAAACCAAAGCAAUCUCCAUUGUACCUGACUCCACAUGUUCCCAGUGUAGAGGAAACAGGGACCACAGUUGGUCUCUGAGUAGACAUGCCAAUACAAUUCCAGUCAUCCUUUUUUUUCCCUAUACUUACCAGAUCUGAAAAGUUGAUAUACAACGUGAAAACAUUUUUUAGCUUUGUUAGUGUGUAUACUCUGUACAUCUAUGUCCCAAGUAUACUUAAUUUACUUUAGAUCAUGUAUUUCAGCCACAUUUAACCUGUUUGUUUUAGAUGUAAGGAAUUGUACUGACAUGGUUUAACGGUGUAUUUUGUACCAUUAAAACUGUACACAGUGUCCUCCAACUUGUAAAUGUGACUCCUCAAAAAAAAAAGUGCUCUUCAUAUGACCCUGUGUUAAAGUCCCGGUGUAAAUGUUAGCAGUGUAGGUGUACAUUCCUCCAGCUUGUUGGCAGAGCAUACUGUGCCUGCUUGAAACCUGCAUUGGUCGAAGGUCUCAUUUAAGGUUGUAUUUGCAUAUUCACGGACAAUGUCCCAUCUAUACUUUUCAAAUGUUGUGUGGGAAAAAAAUUUCAUCUGCAACAGGCAAUAUUCUGAUGACCAAUAUUCAAUGUUGACCAAACAUCCAAGGAAAACCAUGAAAAAUCCGGGUUACAUGCAGGCGCUGUAUGUUCUUUCGGCAUGCUCAUUGCUCCACAUUCCUGUUGUGUGACUGGGGAGCAUUCAUGCAGCUGUAGGGUACAGGAAUUAAUGACUACUGAGCACCAGAUAGUUGUCUGCAACAGUGUUUAUAGACAGGAAAUGGUGCAAGGAUUGACAAUUGUAGAGUGACAUUAUCUUUUGGAAACGAAACAGAGAAACACACAUGAACAUUGAUACAGUAUAUACACACAUACAUACAUACAUACAUACACACACGAACACACACAAAUGCACAAAAACAUGUGAGACAACUAGCAUAGCACACUAUCUGUUUCAAUGUCUUCCUGUUACAAAGACACUGGCAUACAUGUACAUGAACACUGCACUCAGCCAAAACGUUGCUCAGAAAGGCCCCCUGUUGGAAGCAAGUGGUAUUGCAGAACCUAUACCAACCUGCUGCAAAACUGAUAAAUAUUAUAGUUUACAAGUUUGCUGUAGAAUAUCAGUAUGUGGUAUCAAGUACAUUUUAUACAUAUUUUUGUUUCAUAUGUUAACCAGCACAUGAGUUAUAAUCAUUUCCUGCGAUAUGUAAUAUGUAUCUAGAGAAGGUUUGAUCAUGUAAUGAUCAUAGAAUUGUUCUAGUUUUGCUGUCAACAGCUGGCAGAUAUUGUGCACAUAAGGUAUAUUGGGUAUUUUAUCAAUUUAGUGGGUGUACUUCCUUGUCCAUUCCAAGGACAAGGUUGAUUGAAUUCUUAUGAUUGACAAUCAUGUUAAGAAAUGUGUGCCGACACAAUGAUUCUGAAAUAACAAUGUGCAGUACUAGUACUGGUGUUGGGAAUAGAUCAUUCCAAUAGUUGAACUAUUUUUCUCUCUUUUUAAAGACAACUCAAGUCAGGGAAUAAUGUUUGUAGUUAUCUUGGAUUUUCUCUUCUUUUCUUGCACUUCUUUCACAGCUGUUUCCCAGUCCCAAGUAUAUUUUAAAAUCAAAAGUUUCAAAACUGAACCAAGACCACCCUUAAGUACCUUGGCAGACAUCAGAAUGAGACAUUAUUAUUUCAAACUUGGUCUGUUUAAUUCUAAUGCUAUCAUUUGGUACAAACUACAAUGUAGGUCCUGUACCUUCUUUCUUAGUACUUUUAUGUACAAUGUAAGUGGGAAAUCAGAUUAUGUAUAACUAUGCACAUUUAAUGCACAGUUUGUUCCACUAUUGUUGCAGGAAGAUUUUGUAGUGCUUUUUUUUUUCUUUAUCAUACGAGACCUUCAUAUAUAUGUAGCUACUUGUUGACACAGUUGUAUAUGUGUUUUUAGUUUGUUGCCAUGACAACAUAUAUACCCUGAUGUUGUCCUUACAUGUAACGUUACAUCUGCCACAGAAAUGCACCCUGUGGGUACAGUCAAACCUGGCUGUAGUGACCACUCAAGAAAAUGUAAUCAGUAGACAGGUGACCACUAGAGACGGUUCAGAAUUCCUGGGUCCAUCUAAAAAAGAAUUAUGGAAGGGCUCACCAAAUGUGGCCACAAUGGCCAGGUGGGCCCUUAUAUGCGUAUGCAGGCAUGACUGUAUAGUCUUAUUCUCUAGAAAAUGUAACAGAUAUAGGUAUGAUAUUCAAGCUGCUGCUUUCAGAAUGUUUCUCUUUUUUGGAUACUUGCUUUAGCUUAAACUGUAGCUUUUGUGUUGUACAGUGUGGUUGGCCUUGAAAAGGUGUAAAGUACAUCUUUUUAUAGCGUGAGAACUUCUCCCAAAUCUGUUUUGUAUAUCACGUUACACUUGUCUGUGUUUCUAGACAACAGGAAAAAAAAAGAAAGAAAAUACCUCAGAGGACAUAUUAAUAAAGGAAGGUAUUGAGUCUGCUAAAUAGCUAGAGGACUUUUUUUGGCGCCGCCUCAGGGGCGUAGCGUUUUCUUGCUGUGCGUGUAGAUAGGUCUGUGUAAUUGUAUCCAGGAGUGCAGCUUUGUAGAUGGCCUAUGCGAGUCGGUGCGUAGUGUCCUGGUGCAUUGUGGGAGCGGUAUCUGUAUAUUUUGGUUACGGUAACAAGUGGAGUCCGAAUCCUUGUAUUUUUACUCAAUAAAACAGAGGAGGAUAUGUAUCCAGAA
Messenger RNA from Branchiostoma belcheri (Belcher's lancelet), 5066 nucleotides. RefSeq names its product AT-rich interactive domain-containing protein 3A-like. The record is from RefSeq and is a predicted model, not a curated record. Gene Ontology annotation, molecular function: DNA binding. Gene Ontology annotation, cellular component: nucleus. Lineage: Eukaryota; Metazoa; Chordata; Leptocardii; Amphioxiformes; Branchiostomatidae. Gene Ontology annotation, biological process: regulation of transcription by RNA polymerase II. The transcript is spliced from 9 exons. The coding region runs from base 439 to 1935 and encodes 498 amino acids.